AGUACUCAGCGAACAUUCGUGCAGGAAAUAUCUUUAAGUUUUCUCCUGAACAAGUGAUUAAGGAAAAAAGGAAAAAUAAGAGGAAGAUCAAAAUGAGUAAUAAAACCGGCAGAAACAAGAGAGAUACUUCAGGGGCUCAAGGAAAUUCUUCUUCAUGGAGAAGCCCGAGAAACAAUAUUAAUUCAACGAAGAAUGACUUUAAAAAACUUGAAAUUCGCAAUUUUCCAAAAGACGAUGGCUGUACGCAUUUCAUUUCGAUUCCAUUCGAUGAUGAAAAAUUCAAAAACUCCUUCAAUGCGUUCCGUAAUGAUGUGCUGGAUAACUCUAAAACGUACCGCAUCAAUGAGAACAUCGUUCAGAAGACGGAAAAACUUCAUAAAACUAUUCUUAACUUGAAACUCAGCAAUAAGGAUGAAAUUGACCGUGCAAAGGAAGUGUUGGAGGACGAGAAGGGUGCUAUUGAGGAGAUUUUGAAAGGAAGUACAGCAGAGAAGCAUGUGGUUAUCCGUGGGAUUAAGGAGCCAACGAAUUACAUGAGAACAGCCUUUUUGUUCAUGAAAGUGAUUUCUCCGAUCCUUCAGCGGAUUCAGGGCCAUUUGAUGAAAGCUCUUCAACGUGCUAAUUUGACUGUUCUCAACAAUGCAAGAGGGCUACCACCCCAAAUUGAUCAGAUUGUGAUGAUUUCAAAGAAUCUUCUAACUCCCGAGAAUACGCAAAAUAUUGAUUACACAUUUAAUCCUGGACCAAUUAUGCGAAAAUAUGGAAAUUAUGAAUUUGGGAAAUUCAACAUAACCGAGAUGCAUUUGUCACGUAGAUAUGUGUAUGAAGAUGAUGGUUACUUCAAAAAUGAAAUGGUUCUCAAUUUCUAAUAAGAUUGAGAAAACAAUAUUGCAAUUUUAUUAAGUUAUUCAUUGAGAUAUCGUACUAUGCAGUUUGAUGUUAAUUUUAUUGUAAAAAUAUGAAAAUAAAAUCAGUUUUCAUUAUCACAUAAUAAGCGAUUUAU
This is a messenger RNA of Lutzomyia longipalpis, 1003 nucleotides long. RefSeq lists its product as uncharacterized. The transcript is spliced from 2 exons. Lineage: Eukaryota; Metazoa; Arthropoda; Insecta; Diptera; Psychodidae. Gene Ontology annotation, biological process: DNA alkylation repair; regulation of DNA-templated transcription. The coding region runs from base 93 to 869 and encodes 258 amino acids. Gene Ontology annotation, cellular component: nucleus. The record is from RefSeq and is a predicted model, not a curated record.